AUGAGCACACGCGUCACUAGAGCCGAAGCACGCAGGAGGAUGGCGGCCCUCCAGGAACCUCGCCCGGGGCAAGGAUGGUCGGAGACCCGGCCUACCCGAGCUCCGCGGCGGGCCCUGAAGCGGACCCGAGACGAGGACUCCGCACCGGAACCAGUGGUGAGCUCCGACAGCGACGUGGAGGUGAUCGGCGAUCCCGCCGUCGAGGAAAGAAAAUACGCGGCCGAGGAUCCCAGUCCGAGGGAAGAGGACGAGGACGAACCACGCGCGCCAUCCCCUCCGCGGUGGUUACCCGAGGUGCCACCCACUCCCCGCUACGAGGGAGAGUGGCUCACGGACGGCGCUCGAGACGGCGACGAUGGAGCACCGUUGGCCACGCCGCCGUGGAGGCCGGCCCGGCCACCCACGCCGCGUUACACGGAGCCACGACGCCCGGAGGAGCAGACACAGAGCGAGGAGUCGACCGCGCAGCCGAUGCCGCAACCGCAGGAGGAGGACAUCCACCAGGCAAGGGCGGAGGAGCCGUCGGUAGUGCGGACGGAGGUGCCAGCCGCGCACGUGAGCCACAGCACACGGGCGUUCGAGGCCGAGGGCAUGCGGUGGCGGCAGCAGACGGUGACGUGGACGUGGCCCGAGGGGCCCGCGACAGGACCUGCGAAGGAGCCGACAGGAUGCGUGGGUCCCGCCGACACCAAGUACGGGCCCGCCAACACCGGCGACGACGGCAGCGACGGGGGAGGCGGAGUCGCCGGAGAAAGGACCGUGGGUGUGGCCCGAGCCACCGGCCAUCCAAAGACCGACGUUGCAGCGGCAAGACUCGGACCCCGGAUCGACGCGCCCGCGGCCGCAGUUCAUGCGGCAAGUUUCGGCCCCGGAGGAAGGCGGUUGGCGCGAGGUCGCCAGGAGCGAGUGGCCGGUGGGUAUCGAGGAAGCACCCGCGGUCGCGACGGCACGGCGGAAGGGCGGCAGGCGGUGCGUCCUGGUCUGCGAAGGCGGGAGGAGGUACCGGAAGCCGUUAACCAGUUAGCCCAGACCCAGGUCCAGGUACAGAUCGAAAUGCCCAAGGAAGACGCGGAGCCAUCAGAUGGUGGCGUUCCAGUGGUCGCCAAGGAAAGCGAUGUGCCUCCCGCGGAAAAUGAGAUCCACAAGCGCCAGCAGCGCCCCGAACACGCCGAGGAGGCGAAACUGCUGGAGCAGUGUACAACACGAUGUUCAGCAGUGGUGUUGAAAUUGGUGGAGCUGCAGCUGGAAUCGCCACUGGAACAGCAGCUGGAGGACGAUCUGUGCAAGGUGUGGGGCUUGUCGGUGUCCCCCGAGGUGGUCACUCUGUUGUUGGAAAACGAGGCCAUCGAUACGAUCAUGUAA
Molecule: messenger RNA, 1362 nt
Organism: Drosophila subpulchrella
Lineage: Eukaryota; Metazoa; Arthropoda; Insecta; Diptera; Drosophilidae
Product: voltage-dependent calcium channel beta subunit-associated regulatory protein-like
Exons: 5
Coding region: 1-1362 (453 amino acids)
Source: RefSeq, a predicted model, not a curated record